Molecule: messenger RNA, 1024 nt
Organism: Propithecus coquereli (Coquerel's sifaka)
Lineage: Eukaryota; Metazoa; Chordata; Mammalia; Primates; Indriidae
Gene: ARTN
Product: artemin
Exons: 5
Coding region: 257-946 (229 amino acids)
Molecular function (GO): growth factor activity; receptor tyrosine kinase binding; glial cell-derived neurotrophic factor receptor binding
Source: RefSeq, a predicted model, not a curated record
AGCCCUCGCUGUGACCCGAACCGGAGCCCCACACCCGAGGGCGCUGACUGGCUGCCAAGGCCACAUUUUUGGCUACAAGAGGUGCUGCCAGGUGCACAGCCCUGGGCAUGGGCCAUUUGAGCUGCAGGGGAAAGCCCACCACUGGUCCCAGCAAAGGUGCCUAGAAGAAUACGGUGCAGGACCCCCGUGGUGUCUCAAGAGGAGGGUGGGGGAACAGGUCAACAAAGGCUGAUGGGAGCUCCUGGUGUCAGCAGAGAUGGAACUUGGACUUGGAGGCCUUUCUGUGCCGUCCCACUGUCCCUGGCCUAGGCGGCAGGUUCCACUUUGUGUCUCCGCGCAGCCUGCCCUGUGGCCGACCCUGGCUGCUCUGGCUCUGCUGAGCAGCGUCGCAGAGGCCUCCCUGGGCCCUGCGCCCCGCAGCCCCGCCACCCGCGAAGGCCCAGCGCCAGUCCUGGCGCCCCUCGCCGGCCACCUGCUGGGGGGACGCACGGCCAGUUUGUGCGGUGGAAGAGCCCGGCGGCCGCCGCCUCCGCAGCACCCCGGGCCAGCACCCGCGCCGCCCGCGCCCCCGUCUGCUCCGCCCCGCGGGGGCCGCGCGGCGCGUGCCGGGGGUCGGGACAGCAGCGCACGGGCCGCGGGGGCGCGAGGCUGCCGCCUGCGCUCGCAGCUGGUGCCGGUGCGCGCGCUCGGCCUGGGCCACAGCUCUGAUGAGCUGGUGCGUUUCCGCUUCUGCAGCGGCUCCUGCCGCCGUGCGCGUUCCCCGCACGACCUCAGCCUGGCCAGCCUGCUGGGCGCCGGGGCCCUGCGGCCGCCCCCGGGCUCCCGGCCCGUCAGCCAGCCCUGCUGCCGACCCACACGCUAUGAGGCAGUCUCCUUCAUGGACGUCAACAGCACCUGGAGGACCGUGGACCGCCUCUCAGCCACCGCCUGCGGCUGCCUGGGCUGAGGGCUCUCUCCAGGGGUGUGCAUAUGGGACCCUUACCCGUGAAUCUUCCUGCCUGGGACCCUCCCGCAGGGCCACACU